Molecule: messenger RNA, 2778 nt
Organism: Aspergillus saccharolyticus JOP 1030-1
Lineage: Eukaryota; Fungi; Ascomycota; Eurotiomycetes; Eurotiales; Aspergillaceae
Product: CBS and PB1 domain protein
Exons: 4
Coding region: 354-2342 (662 amino acids)
Molecular function (GO): protein binding
Source: RefSeq, a predicted model, not a curated record
GUCCUUUUCAUUCCCUGAAACUGUCAAUAACGAGUAAAUAGUUUGGCCGAACUAGAACCAAGUUGGGAAACCUCCUUCUUCGCCCUACCCCCUCCCCUCCCCUGGUUUGUGCCCGUAACUUUCUCGUGGAUCAGCUUCAUUCCCAAUCCAUCUUUUCCUUCUUUUCAUCCUCCUCUCCAUCAUCGUUGCAUGAAUUGAUCCAUCCUCUCCCCGAGUCCUUGUAGCGUCUUGACUCCCCUUGAAGGACCCGGUUGUCUUCAAUUUGUUGUUCAAGUCUCCGCUUCUCUUCUUGAACCGGUUCGUCCAAACACAGACCGACUUUAAGUCAGCUCCGCCAGUCACCGACCGGGGACAUGUCAUCCACACCCACUUUUAAAGGAACCGUCAACCACAAAACAGUCGGCAGAGGCAGGCUGCCCGACUUUGACAGUCACAUUCCUCGUCCUCGUCCGGACACUUCCUCCACUGUACACACCCCGCAGACCGCGUCCAGCGACAUUGGAAGCAACACCAUGAGUGCCGCCAGCAGUAGACAGCGUCAAAAUCAGUCCAAGCGCGAUGAGGCGAUUCGGCGAAAACUGGAGGCCGACCUCAACAAGAAGCGCCAACACACGACCAGAGCAAACCGCUCUCGCAAAGCUCCUCCCGGCACCGUUCUUGCCUUGAAACCCAGUCAAGCCCUGCAGAUCAAGCCCAACACUACCAUUGCCGAAGCCGCCCAAUUGAUGGCCGCUAAGAGAGAGGACUGUGUACUGGUAACCGAUGACGAUGACCGCAUCUCUGGUAUUUUCACCGCGAAGGAUCUCGCCUUCCGCGUGGUCGGAGCAGGCCACAAGGCGCGUGAAGUCACGGUGGCUGAGAUCAUGACCAAGAACCCUCUUUGCGCCCGGACCGACACAAGCGCCACCGAUGCCCUUGAUCUGAUGGUGCGGAAGGGUUUCCGCCAUCUCCCCGUCAUGGACGAAAAUCAGGACAUCUCGGGUGUACUUGAUAUCACGAAAUGUUUCUACGAUGCGAUGGAGAAACUGGAGCGUGCAUACAGCUCUUCCCGCAAACUCUACGAUGCCUUGGAAGGUGUCCAGACCGAACUCGGCUCCAGCCAGCCCCAGCAGAUCAUUCAGUAUGUCGAAGCCUUGCGGCAUAAGAUGUCUGGUCCGACACUCGAAUCUGUUCUGGACGGCAUGCCCCCGACCACCGUUUCCGUCCGCACAACCGUCAAGGAAGCGGCUGCUCUGAUGAAGGAGCACCACACCACUGCCCUUCUUGUACAAGACCAGGGCUCCAUUACGGGUAUCUUCACCAGCAAGGAUAUUGUACUGCGUGUCAUUGCCCCGGGCCUCGACCCCGCCACUUGCAGCGUCGUUCGCGUUAUGACCCCCCACCCCGACUUUGCCCCCAGCGACAUGAGCAUCCAAGCUGCGCUCCGGAAAAUGCACGACGGACACUAUUUGAAUCUGCCCGUGAUGAAUGAUGCGGGAGAGAUUGUGGGUAUGGUGGACGUGCUCAAGCUGACAUAUGCUACCCUAGAACAGAUCAAUACCAUGUCGUCGCAGGACGAUGAGGGUCCCGCAUGGAACAAGUUCUGGUUGUCGAUGGACCACGAGUCGGACUCCAUGGUCUCAGGAAGCCAGCAGCCCGCUCAGCGGUCAGUCAUCAGCCCCGAAUCUCCCAAGGCUAGUUAUGACGCUCGAGACAGUGUUCUCCCCAAUGAAUCUGCUUCUCACCACGGUGGGGAUGAGCACUCGGAGUACGCUGAGCCUCACCAUGCGGACCACAUCUCGUUCCCAUUCAAAUUUAAGGCUCCUAGCGGACGUGUGCACCGUGUCAAUGUGCUGCCUGCGGCCGGAGUUGCUGAGCUGGUAGCUCAAGUCACGAGCAAGUUGGGUCCCGAGGUGGAGGCCGUAGGCGGCGCUCCGAUCAGCGAGGACGGAAAGCUCAGCAACACGGGCUAUGCCCUCAGCUAUAUGGACAACGAAGGCGACACUGUUUCAAUCACCACGGAUCAAGAUUUGUCUGAUGCCGUAAGUCUCGCGCGUUUGUCGCGUCGGGACAAGGUCGAUUUGUUUGUGCACGAUCCUAGCCAGCCUCCAAUCCCCGCUACGCUAGAUCCUCAACCGGCUCCGACCCGUCCUGUUGAGGAGAAGAGCAUGAUCUCUGAAGAGCGGAUAGAGGAGGAAGUGCUAGUGGCCAAGCCUCCUCGGGCUCAAUCGUUCCCUGCCCACCAUGCUGAGGAGCAAUUCAUUGCCGGAGUACCCAAUGAGCUGCUGCUGCCUGGAGCGAUUGUGACCUUGGCUGCGGUUAUUGCGGGUGUGUUCAUCCUAGGCCGGGCCACCUCUCGUUAAAUACCCAAGAUCUUGUUGCGUACGAAGAUAGUAAGCUAUUUGUAAUUAUGUCUCUUCACUUUUCCGUCCGUCUCAUGUUUGUUCUAGCCUAUCCCGUAUCAGUGUAACUUUAUUGGCGAUCAUUCUAAUGCUCUCUUUCUCUUCUGCUCUCUUCUGCUCUCUGUUUGUGCUUGUUAAGUACGAUAGCACCGUGAUCGAUAGAGCGGUGUUAUGUGUGGAUGAAAUAGUAUUAACUUAGUAUUCCUUGUUGACCUCAUUUUGUUGUUGUGCUGGUCUCUGGGGCUGAGGCAGAUCAAUGGCUGGGGAAAUUGAACUAAGUACUCCGUACUCCGUACAGAGUAGUUAGUAAGUUACUACUACUAGCCUCGCACCGCACUAGGACUAGUAGCUCCUCCGAUGAUAUGCUGUCUUGUACCUUCUCUGUAUGGUUUUACCU